AUGAAUCUCCAUCUACAUCUAAAAUCCAAUCCCCCUCCUGCUAUCGGCUAUGAACACCUACUGGGACAAUGCCCGUUUUCCCCUCCUGCUAUCGGCUAUGAACACCUACUGGGACAAUGUCCGUUUUCCCCUCCUGCUAUCGGCUAUGAACACCUACUGGGACAAUGUCCGUUUUCCCCUCCUGCUAUCGACUAUGAACACCUACUGGGACAAUGUCAGUUUUCCCCUCCUGCUAUCGGCUAUGAACACCUACUGGGACAAUGUCCGUUUUCCCUUCCUGCUAUCGGCUAUGAACUCCUACUGGGACAAUGUCCGUUUUCCCUUCCUGCUAUCGGCUAUGAACACCUACUGGGACAAUGUCCGUUUUCCCUUCCUGCUAUCGGCUAUGAACACCUACUGGGACAAUGUCCGUUUUCCCCUCCUGCUAUCGGCUAUGAACACCUACUGGGACAAUGUCCGUUUUCCCUUCCUGCUAUCGGCUAUGAACACCUACUGGGACAAUGUCCGUUUUCCCCUCCUGCUAUCGGCUAUGAACACCUACUGGGACAAUGUCCGUUUUCCCCUCCUGCUAUCGGCUAUGAACACCUACUGGGACAAUGUCCGUUUUCCCUUCCUGCUAUCGGCUAUGAACACCUACUGGGACAAUGUCCGUUUUCCCCUCCUGCUAUCGGCUAUGAACACCUACUGGGACAAUGUCCGUUUUCCCCUCCUGCUAUCGGCUAUGAACACCUACUGGGACAAUGUCCGUUUUCCCUUCCUGCUAUCGGCUAUGAACACCUACUGGGACAAUGUCCGUUUUCCCCUCCUGCUAUCGGCUAUGACCACCUACUGGGACAAUGUCCGUUUUCCCCUCCUGCUAUCGGCUAUGAACACCUACUGGGACAAUGUCCGUUUUCCCCUCCUGCUAUCGGCUAUGAACACCUACUGGGACAAUGUCCGUUUUCCCUUCCUGCUAUCGGCUAUGAACACCUACUGGGACAAUGUCCGUUUUCCCCUCCUGCUAUCGGCUAUGAACACCUACUGGGACAAUGUCCGUUUUCCCCUCCUGCUAUCGGCUAUGAACACCUACUGGGACAAUGUCCGUUUUCCCUUCCUGCUAUCGGCUAUGAACACCUACUGGGACAAUGUCCGUUUUCCCCUCCUGCUAUCGGCUAUGACCACCUACUGGGACAAUGUCCGUUUUCCCCUCCUGCUAUCGGCUAUGAACACCUACUGGGACAAUGUCCGUUUCCCCCUCCUGCUAUCGGCUAUGAACACCUACUGGGACAAUGUCCGUUUUCCCCUCCUGCUAUCGGCUAUGAACACCUACUGGGACAAUGUCCGUUUUCCCCUCCUGCUAUCGGCUAUGAACACCUACUGGGACAAUGUCCAGAGUUUUAA
Messenger RNA from Pecten maximus, 1380 nucleotides. RefSeq lists its product as uncharacterized. The coding region runs from base 1 to 1380 and encodes 459 amino acids. The transcript has 2 exons. The record is from RefSeq and is a predicted model, not a curated record. Lineage: Eukaryota; Metazoa; Mollusca; Bivalvia; Pectinida; Pectinidae.